UCUCUCUCUCUCUCUCUCUCUCUCCUCAUAAAUUUCUCACCCAGCCUUCACACUUCGUUUCCUGUCUCUCUUUCUCUCUGUUUCGUUUGGCAUUUAUUCUGGCUCGUUCUGUUCAUUUCCCUUCUGGGAUUCUUUCGGAAAUGAAGCUCAUCCCCUUCCUUCCAUGGCCGAACCUCCUCCUCCUCCACAUGGCCCUCCUCAUCCUCCUCUUCUCAUUUUCUUCUCCCCUGUUUCAUUCUUCCAUGGCUUCUUCACUUCCUCAGGAUGAAGGACGAGCUCUAAUGUCGAUCAAAGCCUCGUUUAGCAAUGUAGCUAAUGUGUUGCUCGAUUGGGAUGAUGAUCAUAACAACGAUUUCUGUUCAUGGCGUGGGGUUUUCUGCGACAAUCUUAGUCUUUCGGUUGCUGCUCUGAACUUGUCCAACUUGAAUCUGGGUGGGGAGAUUUCACCAGCCAUCGGAGAUUUAAGAAACUUACAGUCAAUUGAUUUUCAAGGAAACAAACUGACGGGACAAAUCCCUGAUGAGAUUGGUAACUGCGGUCUUCUUGUUCAUUUGGAUUUAUCUGAUAAUUUGCUCUAUGGGGACGUCCCCUUCACUGUUUCCAAGCUGAAGCUGCUUGAGUUCUUGAAUCUGAAGAACAAUCAGUUGACUGGCCCAAUCCCUUCUACUCUUACUCAGAUUCCUAAUCUGAAAACUCUUGAUCUUGCACGAAACCAGCUUACUGGAGAGAUCCCUAGGCUAAUCUAUUGGAAUGAAGUACUGCAAUAUCUCGGGUUACGAGGGAACUUCUUGACGGGGUCGCUGUCGUCCGAUAUGUGUCAGCUGACUGGCUUGUGGUACUUUGAUGUAAGGGGCAACAAUCUGACUGGCACUAUACCUGAUAGUAUAGGGAACUGUACAAGUUUUGAAAUUCUGGAUAUAUCCUACAACCAGAUCUCAGGGGAGAUUCCCUACAACAUUGGAUUUCUUCAAGUAGCCACUUUAUCAUUGCAGGGAAACAGGUUGACUGGUAAGAUUCCCAAUGUCAUUGGAUUGAUGCAGGCCCUUGCUGUCCUGGAUUUGAGUGAGAAUGAGCUUGAAGGGCCAAUUCCCCCAAUAUUUGGCAACUUAUCCUACACAGGGAAAUUAUACCUACACGGAAACAAGUUGACCGGGCCAAUACCCCCCGAGCUCGGCAAUAUGUCAAAGCUUAGCUACCUGCAACUAAAUGAUAAUCAACUAACAGGAACAAUUCCAUUUGAACUUGGAAAAUUGGAUCAAUUGUUUGAAUUGAAUCUAGCUAACAAUUACCUUGAAGGACCCAUUCCUCACAACAUCAGUUCUUGCACUGCACUGAAUCAAUUUAAUGUACAUGGUAACCGUCUCAACGGAUCGAUCCCUCUCGGCUUCCAAGAACUGGAGAGCUUAACCUAUUUGAAUCUCUCAGCUAAUAACUUCAAAGGCAGGAUUCCAGUUGAGCUGGGACGCAUAGUUAACCUUGAUACAUUGGAUCUAUCUCGAAACUACUUCUCGGGUCCAGUUCCUGCGUCUGUUGGUGAUUUGGAACACCUUCUUAUCCUAAAUUUGAGUGCCAAUCGACUCGUUGGGCCAGUACCUGCAGAAUUUGGGAAUCUUCGAAGUGUUCAGACUAUUGAUAUGUCAUUCAACAACUUCUCUGGUAGCAUUCCCAUGGAGUUGGGUCAGCUGCAAAACAUUGUCUCCCUAAUUUUGAACAACAAUCAUUUGCAAGGGAAGAUACCCGAUCAGCUGACAAAUUGUUUUAGUCUUACCAAUUUGAACUUGUCAUACAAUAAUCUAUCUGGUAUCUUACCUCCCAUGAAGAACUUUUCUCGAUUCCAACCUGAUAGCUUUAUUGGGAAUCCUCUGCUGUGUGGAAAUUGGCUGGGAUUGAUCUGUGGACCUUAUAUGGGAAAACCUCCAGUAAUGUUGUCUCGGACAGCGGUUGUUUGUAUGACGUUUGGAUUCGUUAUAUUGUUGUCGGUAGUUAUAAUUGCUGUGUGUAAGUCGAAUCCGUCGAAGCAAUUGAUGAAAGGUUCUAGCAAGACCGGGCAAGGUCCUCCAAUUGUGGUACUUCAUAUGGAUAUGGCUAUUCACACGUUCGACGACAUUAUGAGAACGACCGAGAAUCUAAGCGAGAAAUACAUUAUUGGCUAUGGAGCUUCGAGCACUGUGUACAAAUGUUCACUGAAGAAUUCCCGACCUAUUGCAAUUAAGCGACUUUACAAUCACUACGCUCACAAUUUACGGGAGUUUGAGACCGAACUCGAAACCAUUGGUAGUAUCAGACAUAGAAAUCUUGUUGUACUUCAUGGUUAUUCAUUAUCUCCCUGUGGGAAUCUCCUUUUCUAUGACUACAUGGAAAAUGGUUCACUUUGGGAUCUGCUUCAUGGGCCAGGUAAGAAGGUUAAACUGGAUUGGGAAGCACGGUUGAAGAUAGCAGUCGGAGCUGCACAAGGGCUUGCAUAUCUUCACCACGACUGCAACCCGCGAAUCAUUCACCGGGACGUCAAGUCUUCGAAUAUUCUACUGGAUGAAAACUUUGAGGCUCAUCUUUCUGAUUUUGGGAUUGCCAAAUGUAUCCCAACUGCCAAAACACAUGCCUCGACGUAUGUGCUUGGAACAAUUGGCUAUAUUGAUCCGGAGUAUGCUAGGACCUCUCGGCUGAACGAAAAAUCCGAUGUUUAUAGCUUUGGCAUUGUUCUUCUAGAACUACUGACUGGAAAGAAAGCUGUGGAUAAUGAGUCAAAUUUGCAUCAACUGAUAUUGUCAAAGACUGAUAACAAUACUGUGAUGGAAGCUGUUGAUCCUGAAGUUUCAGUCACCUGUAUGGAUUCAGCUCAUGUCCGGAAAACGUUCCAGCUUGCUCUCCUUUGCACAAAACACAAUCAAGCCGAACGACCAACAAUGCACGAAGUUGCACGAGUUUUGAUCUCCCUCCAGCAACCACCUGCAUUGAAACAAACUCCAUUCCCUACCAAAACAUUGGAUUACGCACAAUUCGUGAUCGAUAAGGGUCAGAAUCAAAAUGCAAAAGGACAGGAGGAGGAGGAGGAGCAGAAAUCCGACGUGGAUUCAUCGGAUGCUCGGUGGUUUGUUCGGUUUGGGGAAGUUAUAUCAGAACAACACAGUUUGAAUCAAUAGAACACUGUUUUAAUGAUCUUAGAAAUGCACACACAAGGAAAAGGGAAGGAUAGAUAGCAAAAAAGAAGCAUGUGUAGUUUGUUUUGUUUUGCUUUAAGGUUAAUAUUGUAGCUAGCUGCAGUUUAGCUAUCUAUAUAUAUAUAUAUAUAUAAUAGACGCUAAGCUUUUGUGUUUGUGCAGCUCUAAAAUGUUGUGCAUUCAGUUUCAUAUCAGAAAUAUGAAAUAUUUGUAUGAACAUCAUAUUUAACUCUCAUACUCUUUCUGCA
Molecule: messenger RNA, 3406 nt
Organism: Cucurbita pepo subsp. pepo (vegetable marrow)
Lineage: Eukaryota; Viridiplantae; Streptophyta; Magnoliopsida; Cucurbitales; Cucurbitaceae
Product: LRR receptor-like serine/threonine-protein kinase ERL1
Biological process (GO): embryo sac development; protein phosphorylation; plant ovule development
Molecular function (GO): receptor serine/threonine kinase binding; ATP binding; protein kinase activity
Source: RefSeq, a predicted model, not a curated record